GAAACUGCCGAAGUGUGACUCGGCGCUGCGCCGAGAAACAUGGCGGCCAAGGGGCUUCGGCAGCGCACCAGGAGAGGAAGCAGGCAAGAUGCAAACAAUGUCAAUACCCAAGCUGAUCGGCAACAUAAAGAGGAAAAAGGAGGCGAGGAGAGUAAAAUCACAGAGGCGACCCGGCAAGAUUCAGUGAGUCGGGGAGGACAAGUUUGGGCUCCAGAAGGCUCUACAGCAUUUAAAUGUCUGCUCUCUGCACGAUUCUGUGCAGCUUUGCUAAGCAACAUCUCUGACUGUGAUGAAACAUUUAAUUAUUGGGAGCCUAUGCACUUCUUGCUCUAUGGCACUGGGAUGCAGACUUGGGAGUAUUCUCCAUUGUAUGCCAUCAGAUCAUAUGCUUAUUUAUGGUUACAUGCUCUUCCGGCUUGUUUGCAUGCUCAUGUACUACAGACAAAUAAGGUAUUGGUCUUCUACUUCGUACGAUGUGUCUUAGCUUUCUCAUGCUGUGUCUGUGAGCUCUAUUUUUACAAGGCAGUUUGUAAGAAAUUUGGUUUGCAUGUUGGUCGUCUGAUGUUGGCUUUCCUCGUCUUGAGUACUGGCAUGUUCUGCUCAUCUGCAGCCUUCCUGCCGUCCUCCUUUUGCAUGUACACUACACUGGUGGCCAUGACUGGAUGGUUUCAGGAUUCAACUCCUCUGGCUGUUUUGGGUGUGGCUGCUGGUGCCAUUGUUGGAUGGCCAUUCUCUGCUCUGAUUGGUAUACCAAUUGCAUUUGACUUACUGGUGUUGAGGAGACAGUGGAAGAGUUUUAUUACCUGGACAGCUAUUGCUUUAUUGCUGUUUUUGGUACCUUUGGUGGCUGUAGACUCAUUCUUUUAUGGGAAGCUGGUGGUUGCACCCCUCAAUAUUUUGCUGUACAAUGUCUUCACACCACAUGGGCCUGAUCUGUAUGGAACAGAACCCUGGCCUUUCUACUUCAUAAAUGGAUUUCUGAACUUUAAUCUGGUCUUUGCUCUGGCUCUAUUUUCCCUGCCACUCACCGCCCUCAUGGAGACGCUGUUGCACAGAUUUAAUGUACAAAACCUGGGCCGUCCAUAUUGGCUGACUCUGUCUCCAAUGUAUUUGUGGAUGUUGGUUUUCUUCACCAGACCUCACAAAGAAGAGCGCUUUCUCUUCCCCAUCUACCCACUGAUCUGCCUCUGUGGAGCUGUUGCCCUGUCAUCUCUCCAAAAAUGCUACCACUUCCUGUUUCAGAGAUAUCGAUUAGAGCAUUACACUGUCUCUUCAAACUGGCUGGCCUUAAGUGCAGUUAUGGUCUUUGCGGUGCUCUCUCUGUCUAGAUCUGUGGCUCUCUUUAGAGCUUACCAUGCUCCUCUAGACUUGUAUCCAGAGUUUCAUCGCAUCGCCAAAGACCCCACUCUGCACUCAGUACCUGAAGGCCGGCCUGUUAGCGUGUGUGUGGGCAAAGAGUGGUACCGCUUUCCCAGUAGCUUCCUUCUACCGCACAAUUGGCAGCUACACUUCAUUCAGUCAGAGUUUAAGGGGCAGUUACCUCAGCCAUACUCACCUGGUCCUUUAGCAACGCAAAUGAUUCCUGCAAAUAUGAAUGACCAGAAUCUGGAAGAGCCAUCCAGAUAUGUAGAUUUAAAGCAGUGUCACUACUUGGUUGACUUGGACUUAAAAGAAGAAACACUGCUUGAGCCACGCUACUCGUCUAAAGAAGAGUGGAAUAUUAUUGCGUAUAAACCAUUCCUACAAGCAUCAAGGUCAUCACCUAUCUUUAGAGCCUUUUACAUUCCUUUCAUAUCAGAUCAUCACACCACCUACAGACGCUAUGUCAUUUUGAAACCGCGGCGGCAAAAGCAGAGUCGUAAGCGGAGCCAUGGCUAAAACUGAAAAAAAAAAGACAAACAAAAUCAUUGACUUCCUCUUUAAAAAGCUGGUAUUUGUCUGUGAUGUCUGUAUGUGUGAAUGGGCAUCUACAUGUCUAUAAAUGUUUACCCUUUAAGAACAUACAGUACAGUCUACUUUUGCCUGUAUGUAUUGUAUGUGGUCUCAUUCAGUCUGAAAGUUUGUGAAUGAAUGUUAUCGAGGCAGAGAACAAAACACCAUUGAUCCAAAUACCCAAUUUACUAUGAAAUCAAACUUGGAUGUUGUACAUUUAUUUCUAACCUUCUGAACAUUUUUGUUGCUUCACUCAUCUGAAAAUAAUUGUGUCUUUACGCUACACGCGAGUGGGCAAGUGACCAAAUCUAUGAGAUCAUAAUUAAGUUAAUAAUUUAAGUUAAUAAAACUGACUUGACUCUGGUUUUACCUGAAA
Molecule: messenger RNA, 2308 nt
Organism: Periophthalmus magnuspinnatus
Lineage: Eukaryota; Metazoa; Chordata; Actinopteri; Gobiiformes; Gobiidae
Gene: alg9
Product: ALG9 alpha-1,2-mannosyltransferase
Exons: 15
Coding region: 40-1878 (612 amino acids)
Biological process (GO): protein N-linked glycosylation
Cellular component (GO): endoplasmic reticulum membrane
Molecular function (GO): alpha-1,2-mannosyltransferase activity
Source: RefSeq, a predicted model, not a curated record